UAUUCUCUUAGUCAUCUUGCUUGCCCUUGUAGUUCCAUUUAGGAUAUAUUACGUAGAUUUUAGAGUACCGUCGGGUAAAGUGAAGUCAAGAGGAGGGGAUUCGGACGAGUGGAGCACGAGAGCUGAGUGUAAACAUUUGCUGCCACGUCCAAGACCUCUGCAUGAUAAGUCUUGUAAAUCAUCGCAUGGCAUAAGAAAGCAGCAUCAGGCGCCUUCACUCCUGCCACAGAGAGCACAAGACUCUUAUGGAGGGGCGAAGUUCCUGAGGCAGUGGUAGUGUCACGUUCCCUGAGUCAUCGUAAUUGUCUGCCUGCCGGACACACCUGAGGCAGACAUAGGUACACGCAAGGACGGACGAACAAAUAUGCAGGCUAAAGAAAAAGGUUUGGUGUGGGGUCUCCUGGAGGCUGCUGGGGACGUGAAUGAUGGAGUGCGACAGACAGUGGCAAGUUCCCUCAUUACAUUGGGUCACCAGCAUCCCGCACUUGUCCUCACAGCCAUUCACAAGUUCAUUUCUAGUCCACAGACUGCUCCUAAGGUACAUGUGCAGUCCAUCUUGUACAAUGUUGCUGAGAACAUUAUCCGUGAAUGUGGGGAGAAGAUAGACGAUGCUGAAGUGAUCUCAACAUGGAUGGAUGGGGCAGUGAAGUUGCUGACACUGCCUUCAGUGUCACCAGACCUUCAAGAGGCAGCCUCUGGGUUCAUGGUUGCCCUUGGAAGCUGUCCAGUUUAUUGUAAUGCUGUAAUGGAGAGCCUCAUUGCCCAGAUACAGACAGGAAUGCUUCCAUCUCAGAGUGUUAUUGAAACUCUGGGAGCCUUGGCUGCUGGCAAUGUGACUGGCACUGUACCAUACUAUAAGAUCAUUCUUGGACUCCUAGUUGGAUGUCUUCCUGCUGUAAAACAAGAAAGUCUGAAAAAUGCAAUAUGUGUCAUGAUAAACAAGUUCACAGAGGCAAUAUUAGAAGCUGUGGAAAACAAGGAGCCUGAUCCUAACAUAUCACUGGAGUCAUAUGUAACUGAGAGUGCUGCCAUAUUUGAGUUGUUGGUCAAUCUCUGGAUCAAAAGUUCAGCUACCAGUGUGCGUCAUGAAGCUAUUCUGUGUCUUGGCCACCUGAGCCAUCUGCUGCCCACUGACAAGCUAGAGGAGUUGGCAGGCCUGGUAGUAACCACCAUCUUGUCAAUGUACCGUAAAACUUCUUGUCCAUACAGUCUUACAUUUUCAUUGGCACUAAUCAUGGAUGCACUUAUAAGGAAAAAAAUCACUGAAGGGAUGAGAUUUCACGUAGAUCACUUAUUGAGUUCAUUAUUUACUCAAGUAUGUGUCUCUCCAAAUUAUACUGAGCCCUUCACUGUCAAGAACCACUAUGAGGUGCUCCGAUGCUAUGAGCUCCUUGGAGGGCAGUAUCCUGAGAACGUGGUGGCCCACUUACUGCAAAGGCUUGAGAAUGCUAGCUACCAGCAGCGCGUUGGCUCCCUUAUGGUCAUCAAGCACCUCAUUAAUAGCAAGACUCUUAGUGCUGAGAAUGUAGCAAGUUUGAUAACCACUCUGAUUUCUAUCUUGCAUGAUCCAAACAGCAAAGUUGUUAAGAGUGUUACACAAGUAAUUGUUGCAUUGUGUCACAACAACCACCUCACACCUCAAUCUGGUGCUCCCUUCAUCACAUAUCUAGUCAAGCACUCAGCAGGGCUGCCUUCACCUCAGACUAGACGCCCAUCUCUGGCUGAACCUGAAGAAGAGUCGGUGCCAGUGGUGUGUCGUCGGGUGCUGCACCUCCUUGCUACCACUGUUGAAGCUGCUUUUCCAUUAUUGUGGCCACUGCUACUCACCUUUGUUUGCACUGCCGAGCAUGAAGCAAGUCUUCCCACAACCAUGGGUUGCCUGGCACAUUUGGCUAAAACUAUCUCUGAAUUCAAUGAGCAGGAACCUCUUCUUGUUGGUUCACCAGGCCCACCAACAUCACCUGUGUUACUCUCACGACUGCUAGUCCUAAGUUGCACACCAGGAAAUGGUGUGGGAGUGUCAGCUCUUACUUUGCUGCAAGGUCUGGCAUCCCAAGUGAGCCCCAGAGUGGUGGACCCCUGGGAGAAAGAUCUUCCACAGCUGCUGGCAACAUUGCAGGACUUGACUGAAAAGGUUGAUUUAGAACCUUCAGCAAUUCAUAUGUGGCAUGAGUCUUUACGAGAUUUUCUUGGUGACACUAUCACCAACAUUGACAGUGAAGAAUAUACUAUGAACCUAGGAAAAGCUCAGAUGGAGCAGCUGCAUUUGUAUGAAAAGCAGCCAACCCAGCUGUGCUUCCUCAUGUCUCUCAUCGGCAUCACCCUCAAGCAGUCCACCAGCAAGACCUUCAUUGCCACCAAUCUCACCACACUUUUCAACACCAUCAACCAAAAGUCCCCCAGUGAGCGAGAAAAUUUUGCUCUGUGUGUAGGGACAGUGGCAGCUGUCCACAGUCAGCUGGUUCUCACACAUAUAGACAUGUGGCUCAAAGCAGCAGAUCCUGCCAAGAAGCCCAUAUCUUUUUUCAGCUUGAUUAAGGACACACGAGCAGAAGAAUGCUCCUGGACAAGGGCCACGCUGGUACAGUGUCUGGGCCAGGUGGCUGCCCUCACACCCCCUGAGGCUGAUCAAAACUGGGUGGAGGGACCCAUCAUGCUACAUCUCCUCAAUAUCAUCAACAGUAACAAGAGUGACAAUGUGAAUGAGGCUGUACUGCACACUGUCAGCAGUAUUGCCCGGGCACGUGUCACCCAGCAAGGCAACAGCUUGCGUCAGCGGCCACUACUCAUCACACACCUCAUAAACACCAUCAAGCCUGACAACAUCCCGAUUCACAUCCUUGCAAGCACUUUUCAAGGUCUUAGGGAUCUUGUAGCACUAGAACCUGAGUUGAACGUGGAGGAGCGAACCAUCAUCCUGCAGUCUGUGUUGACUGCCUUCAUGCCUCGCUUGGCUCAAGUGGAGACCAUGGAUCCCUUGCUCAUCAAAUGCUUUGCUCAACUUGGUGUUCUCAUCAGAACAAUUAUCCAGAAGGACACCAACCCAGCCACUCUUGAUGAUGUGACAACAUUGCUUCAGUCUUGGACAGUCUCCCCAACAGACUUGAUCAGAAUAAAGUCUGUUGAGCUUCUGCACACCACUCUCAAAACUUACUAUGAUCAUGUCACUUUUACUGUUGAGGGUCCAACAAACUUCAACCAGACAUGCCAGCUGCUGGCAUUCCUUGUGCCACGAGUGACUGACCCAAGCCCUCUGGUGCGGUCGCAAGCAGUGGGUAGCAUAUACAUGGUGUUAAGGAUUGCUGGCCGCUAUACGGGACUUACACCUGACCAUCAGGACAAGGAUCUGGACACCAUUAAGUCAGUAGAAGAGCAAAUUUCUGCUGAUGAUCCAAAGAAGAUUGAUGGAUUAGCCGAGGAUGUUGCUCAGGUGAUAAGCAACAAGUUGUCAUUUGUUCAGCUGCGUUCCUUCUUGUCUUGUGUGGUGGUUGGGCUCCAGGAUCGUCUGCCAGCAUCCUCAGCUGGUGUGGCACUCACUCUCAUCUCAGUGUUCACCCUCAGGGGUCACCAACUGCACCAGCACAUCAAAGAACUUUUAGAACUUGUGUAUAACCGUCUGGAGAAGGUCCGUGACAGAGAGACUCGACAGAGAGCAGUGGAGGCGGUCACUCGACUCUCUUCCCACAACCUGAAUCAGGUGCUGGAUGUUCUGCUGAUCUAUCCUCUGCCAUAUGACAAGGGUGUGUGUGAGACAUGGCACCACAUUGGCCGGGAUCCCAUGCUGUGUUCUGCUGCCCUCUCAUUUCUUAUCCAAGUUUUGGAGCGCACACAACUUUUCUCUGAGCAACCAACCACUACAGAAGCAACUGUUAAAAUUGCUACCAUUCCACCUCUUGCUGCAAUAUCUGGACUUUGUGAGCUGAUGCAUGACUUAAGAGUAGUGAAGGAAGGAGAGUCCUCUGAAGACAGCUGGGAAAAGGUUGAGAACAGCCCUCGUGAAGAGCAUUCCCAGACCUGGUCAGCUUCACAGGAUAUCAUAAAAGACAACUUCCCUUCCUUGGCUUCCCUAUUACUGCUGCUUUAUGGUUCCUAUGUUGGGGUGAUGGCCCCCCUCCACCAGACUUCCUCAGCCAACUCAAAAAGUGCCUUCAAUUUUGUUCCCAAUAGAGGAGCCACAACCUUAGUUCCUAGCAAGAUUGUCCUCACAUGUCUCCAAGCGCUGAUAGAUGUGAUUGACUGUGCUUCUAUCAGUAAUCUUUUGGCUACAAAGAUCAGAGAUGAAAGUGAUGAAAAUAUGGAAAUUCAUCUUCUCACUGUCUCUGAAACUGUAGCAAUGUUGGUUCAUGAAUCCCCGAAGCAUAUUGAGAAACUAGUCAGCUGUUUGGAUCGCCAGCAUCCUUAUGAGAUGCAGCGAAUGACUGUAGCAGCAGUGUUUGCCCAGUUGACUGCAGAAAAAUGUGGAGGUAACUAUGAGCUUCUGGAAAAGAUCAUUGACUGCUUGCUGGGACGACUUAAUGACCGAUCAGUCCACGUGCGUCGCCUGGCUGUGCGCGGACUCUCAAACUUUGCUCACCUGCAGAAUGAUCAGUGCUAUUUCCCACAGUGGUUCUCGGUUUCAGAGAAACUGAAGGAGAUUAUUGCAGCCAUGGUUGGAGCAACAGACCAGCGUGACACUGGCAGUUCUGAGGAACUGAGCGUAGAAAGUCAGGUGGCUCUGGAAGCCCUGAGAGGCUUGGCUGCUCUUCUGCCUCGAUUACCUCAAGAAACUGUCCUCCAGCACACGCCAACACUUCUUAUCAGAAUAAGACUAUUCUCAGAGAAGACAUCAGGUGAAGUGCGAGAGGCAGGCCUGGGCGUGCUGAGGGGGCCUGGCAGCGGCUGUGGGCAGCAGUGAGGAGUUUCGGGAGCAUCUGCACCUCCACCUGCUUGCUGCCCUUGUCCACUUGGCUGACCCUCAUCCUCCAACUGUUGUGAUGUGCAAGAGUGCAUUACAGGCACUUGGGCCACACGUUGGCUCAAAGGAUAUGAACACAAUGUUCCAGACACACCUUAUCCCUAGUGGCCAACUCAACUAUCAUCAAUUCAUCAUUGACCUCACCAAGUACAUGGUGAUAGAUCUGAAGGACCACAUUGGAUUCUUCAUUCAAGCAACUUCAUCAUAUUUCAAGAGCCCAGAGCCCUCACUGCGUAAGGCUGCUGCACUUUUAAUAGGGAAUCUGGUGUACCAUUGUGAACAAAGGGAAGAGCUCAACAUUUCAUCGGUGAGCCAUGGUCUACUGUACCUAAUGCGGGACCCAGAUGCAUCAGUGAGGACAGCUGCUGCCAUUGCCAUUCCUCUGCUCUUCAGGCACACACAGGUGUUGUAGUUUCAUAAGGUACUAGUCUCUAUCAUGUAUAACAUUUUUCAACAUCUUCCAGAAAGAAUUCAUCCCAUGACUGCAGUUUACGAAACCAAGUAUUGUCUCUCCUUGACAUACUAUUUAAUUUGGCUUUUCGGAUGUUAACUGAAUCAUGUUUAUUAAUUAAUGAGUAUUGAUGCAAGAAACAUCAGUAGUCAGUGUGUUAAUUAUAUGCAUGCUAUGUUACAUGAUGUGCUGUACUCAUCAUCAUAUAGAACUGCGCUUAACCAUCUACAUCUCUUAAUGUUCAAUAGUGGUAUAAGCCUGAAGCCCCAGUUCAUUCACUACUGUCACAGCUGUCCAGGAGCAGUAUGUAGAAAAGGUCAUAAGUUUGUUAUGAGCUGGAUGAAGCUCAUGAGGAGCUCAUAAGUUGUAUAAGUACUGCAGGAAAGUUUGCAUCAAGCUAUGAGUACUCAUAGCAUGUUGAGACAUUAUGAAUCAUGGACGAGGACUUCUAAGUGUAUGAGCUACUCACAGUGACAGUGGUGAAGCAGCAACAACUCUUGGUACCACAGUGCCAAAACAUUUUGGUUAGGUUUGGUUAGAUUUUUCUUGAUAAACUUUAAAGUUUUAUGAGAAUUUAAUGGUGGUUACAAAGGAGUGAAAGUGGGGCUGGUGUGAUGUGCAGGGAGCAGGACGGGCCAAGGCCCCACCCAACUAAACCUAAACAAACUUUAAUUAACAAAAUUAAUUAUGUCAAAAAAGUCAAGUUAGAUUAGGUGUGGCUAGGUUUAGUUUAAUCCAGAUUGGUUUGAAUUAGUUAAUGAAAUAGGUUUGAGCAAAAAAGACCAAGAAUUCAUUGGGCUAAGUGAUUGGGUGGAACCACAUAUCUAAAUGUGUACCCUGAAAAUAUGGUGUUGCUAGCAGAAUAAUGUUUAAGUAAAUAGUAUUAAGCAAUUGCAUACCUGCAGGGCUGGCUCCAUUCUAGCAAGGUUUACUGGUACUGCUUGUUGGUACUCAGUAGACUACUUCUUCUUGUGACCUGUAUUGUCGUUCUGAUCCAAUGUGGGCAGUAUAUGCCACCAGAGUUAAUUCACACACAUUAUUUUUGAGGUAUAAUAUAUUGAUAGAUUCUCAUUUCUGCAGUUAUUACAUUAACAAAAUUUCUACUUUUCACUUUAAAAGUGAUAACAGCAUGCCACCAUAUCCUUAUUAUCAUGGUAAGAGUGUUUUUAACCAAACAUUAGCGGUAUUAGUAGCGGAAGAUACACCGCAUAGCACUUUCUUAUGAGUAGCUCAUAAAUCACUUAGCUCACAGUCAGGAGUCACCUUGUGAGUUCCUCUGCAUGACUCACAAGUCUAGCUCCUAACUAGGAUGAGGAUAUUGAAGUUAUAAGUGACUAAGUCUUUUAUGAAGUUUUCUGCAUGCCGCCCCUGGUCCUUAGUCUGGAUGUCACACACACACACACACACACACACACACACACACACACACACACACACACACACACACACACACACACACACACACACACACACACACACUUGAACUCAAUAGUGUUCCCUAAGUUGCCAGAAUGGUGUAGCUAAACGAUUUUGUUAGAGAUGAGAUGUUUUUUGUCCUAUCAUUUUAUUUUUCACUUCUUAGACAGCCCAGUGAUCUUCAGGAGGAAACAGAACUUCGGGAUAAACUAAUUGAUCUUUCAGGUGAACCUGAUAGAAGCUAUCCCGGUUUGGGGAAGUGGAUGAUGUAACAGUUAAGUACUAUUAAACAUGUGAGAAUUGAAUUACUACAUACAAGGAGAGAAUACCCAUGUCUGUGAUCAGAUAACAACUAGUGAAAUGCUGUACACCAGGAAUUUGAUUUUGCAAGGCAAGGUGUUCUUGUUGCUAAAACAAUUUCUUAAUAAAUACAAGACUAUAAAUAGAAGUAGGAUCAUGGAUCCAGUUUGUUGGAGAAGUUAUAGAUAUAAUAUCAAAUGCUUUAGAGCAGAGGAGAGAAUCUAAAGUCAACAUUAGUAGCUGAACAAGGAAACAGUUGUAAUCACUCAUUCAUUAAUUAGGAUAUAUUGUAAAAAAAAAAAAAAAAUUACCUUCUCAAAGUAAAACUUGGAAGAUAUAUUUUUACUUUUGCAGUGUGUGAACUUUCUUGUGUAACAGGGUCUGCCUUUAGAUGUGACAUCACCAUCCAUGAUAUGUCUAAGUGGAUUUUGCCGAAUUUUGAAGGUUGAGGGAAAUAUGCCCCUUCUGAUAGUCACUCAGAUAACUCCUCCGGUGUGUGCUAACCAGUUUUGGGUGCUGAAAGACUCAGUAGUAGAGGUUAUAAUUUAGGUGAUUGGGCUUGAGUACCUUCAUAAUCUUAGCUGUAGAGUGACAGCUAAAACUCAUAAUGGAGAAUCUUGUCUACUUCUAACUUGUUUGAACACAAACCUUUGUCAUCAGUGUAGCAUAACAUUCAUCUUGUUCUUUCCUGGCUGUUCUUUGAAUAAUUUCAACAUGUUUUUUUUCCUUUCCUUUUUUUUUUUUUUACUCUGCAUGGAAAAACACAUUCAUGUGAUAGUAAUAUAUUGUUGAUGUUUAUAAUAUUCACUAAGUCUCAUGAAAUACUGGCUCUGGCCCUUCAGUCUAUAACCAAUGCUAUAUGUUUAAAAUACUUACCGAGAUAUAAGUAUCAUACAGCACUGAAUGGUAAUCUGUACACAUCAUAAUAUGACAUCAACUGACACUUUAAUAAACAUGUACCAUUACAUAUGUAGCAUCUCCCAACUUGCCUCAGCAAUUACCUGUUACAUAUAUGUGAGCCAGAAUACAGAGAAACCUUGUUCCUGUAAAUUGUUGAUAUAAGGAAGUUAGUAUACUUGCCAAAAAGUUUUUACUCUAAAGUAUCUGUUUAAUACUACAUACACGGCUAACCAUGAAACAAUGUGUGCCAAAAUGUUUCAAAAUUACAUAAUUUAUUAUAUACUGGGUGUGCCCCCUUCUUUAUCAUACUUUAUCUAUUUCUCACUCUCUCUGGGUGUUGAUAUAUAUAUAUAUAUAUAUAUAUAUAUAUAUAUAUAUAUAUAUAUAUAUAUAUAUAUAUAUAUAUAUAUAUAUAUAUAUAUAUAUAUAUAUAUAUCGUGUGUGCGUUCCUGCCCAUGCAAAUAAGGAAUGAAGAUUGAGUACUAGAACAAAGAUGAAAAAAAUAAUACUAAAUCAUGUGUGAUAUCCAUAUUUCUUAUAUUUAUGGUGCCUGUUAAGUGGUGUAAAUUUCUAAAUUAUAAUUUUUUUUGCUAGUUGGGAAAAGGUAUUGUAAUUGAAAGCCAUAUUUAGUAUUGUGUUGAGGUAGUGUCCAACUGCAGGUAUACCAGCCUCAGUGUAUACUCUGAGAGAGAGAGAGAGAGAGAGAGAGAGAGAGAGAGAGAGAGAGAGAGAGAGAGAGAGAGAGAGAGAGAGAGAGAGAGAAUCAUACCUUGAACACUUAAUUGGUCUAAAUAUUUAUUUUGGUUUCACUUACUCAUGUGCAACUUGUCUUGGUGUAGAGUAAUGCAAAUAAGCACUUGCUUCUGUAAAGUGUGGGAGAAUGGACAUAUUUUGCAAGAUUGCUAAUAUGUCCAUUGCCUUAGUGCUCAUUAAGUGGUGGGUUUAUGAAUAUGAGAACCUCAACUGCCUGUUAACUAUAAUUAAUAUAUCAGAUUAAUUGAGAGUACUGAAACAAAGAAAGACUGCUUACCCAACCACCACAAAGUUGCAUACAACACUCACCUGAACUGACCAGAUCAGAUUUUACGAGGUUGCCUAUCCUGGGUUUGUAGUGAAAUUGAGUUAUAACCUGCUGUGCAUUAAUUUAUAUGCAUGUACAUGAUGUAGCUCACUUCUUCAGCUAUUAAAGGUCUGCCAGUUUGGCAAUGAACUGAACAUGUGGAGGGGUGUCUCAUGAUAGGUAGUAUAGAUAGAAGACCCAGUUGAUGAUGCAUUUUUCUUGUAUCAGAAUUUACUUAGUUUAAUCCAUGUUUAUCAUUGAAGGUAGUAUGCCUAGCUAUCACCAUUGUAAUGGAACACCGUAAUUUACAUAAAUGUUUACUACAAGUUUCCCUUUAGAUACAGUACAUAGUGCAGGAACAUUGUCUGAUGGCAAAUUUCAUGUCCCUGAGUGACAGUGAAGAUUCCUUUGAUAUAAAUUUUAAUUUGGUUUCCUGUGACAGUUUUAAAAUGGGAAUAUCUAAUUUGGCAUUUUCUUGUUUGACUAAUGUCUCCCUUUCAUUUCUUUAGCACCAUCCUAUAGUAUGGUGAGCAACAAAUCCAAGUAUACCACCAGUGGUGUCAGAAAUCUUAGCUUUCCAAUAAAACUCACUUUUUGUUUGGCUGGAUAACUUCUAUUAAAUAUACAUUUCUUUUUGGGGUUUUAACCAACAUGAAGUUGCUUAGUCAAUCUCCACAAUGACAUUUAGUCUAGAAAGUUUCAUUUUCUCAAGAUUUUCAAGUAGAAAUAAGCCCUUAUGUAUUGCUAAUUAGAAAACAAUGUAGGCAUCACAAUUUUUACCAGUUGGUAAACACUGUAAAAGAGUUGUUAGUGUGUACUGUUAGUCAUAGUUAACACAUUUCAUUGUAUUCUAUCAUUAUAAUCUAGUCUGCUAAAAGGGUCCAAGAAAUAUUCAUGAAUUGACUUGCUGCUAUUAUGCAGUACAACAUAUGGAGCAGGCUUUAUGUACCAAUACCAAUUAUAAAUUAAGUACAUCAGCUAUAUAGAAUGCACUAAAUGAGUGAAGGCCUUGAAUUUGAUAACCUUAUCUAUCCUCUUUAGUAAUGAAUUUGAGCCUACAUUAUUAAGAUAGUGAUAUUACCAUACGAUACAUGCAUGCAGUGUUACCUCUCAGUAACAUCUUCAUUUGAUGUCAGGCUAUGCAGAGUGCCUUGGGGAUGUGUGCCAAAAAGACUCAUUUGAUCAAUUUCUUGGUAUUAUUGUUUCAUGGUUUUGCCACAAGGGAUACAACCAAAAGUAGUGUACUAGAAUUAUUUAUCAAGUGAAUCAUUUACUGUCAAAAAUUGUUCUCUGCCACAAGACAUUAACUUGGUACACAACACUGUACUGCAUAUAUAUAUAUAUAUAUAUAUAUAUAUAUAUAUAUAUAUAUAUAUAUAUAUAUAUAUAUAUAUAUAUAUAUAUAUAUAUAUAUAUACUGUUUUAUUUAUAUACAAAUCUUUAGAGCUCUGAGAAGAUGCUUUGUUAGACAUGUUUUGUGUUCAUAAUCCCUGGAUGGAUGUAAUUUGGUCUGACAAACCUUAAAUUACUAGGAUUCAUACACUCUUUAGGCUUAGUAACAUUGAAGUCACCAUUAUGCCCCUUAGUAUGUAGUAACCCAAAGUCGUCUUGCAAUUUUUUUAUACUUUUGUGCAUAUGAGAGAGAGAGAGAGAGAGAGAGAGAGAGAGAGAGAGAGAGAGAGAGACUAUAAGCCCCAUUGUUCAUACACCAAUACCAGAGGUUGAGGUGGUGUCUUGCAUUUAGGGGUACUAUGCACUACACACAUGGUAUCCAAGGUGCUCAAAGAUUGUGAUAAAAAUUCACAAGUUCUAAUAAUGCAGUUGAUACUAAAAUUUCAGCAGUGCCACAUCACAUCAGUUUUGCAAGUGUAUUCCAGAGUAAAUGUAUUUCACAUGUGUGGAGGUCUUUCAACAUUCUUUGGACUGUUUUGUUUGCAUUCAAGAAAACUGUCUAAUUGUGACAUAUAUUUAUUUUUACUAUAUUUCUAUACUAGUCAUGUGUAAAACUAUGAGCUGUAAAGAAUCUUUGUAAAUUAUUGACUAUAUAUUGUGAUGAGAUAUAGGCUGAACGGUUGACUAGGAUAUUUUUAUCACGUGUACUGUCUGAAUUUUCGCACUAUUCAUCAGUUCCCAUGCUCGGCAAAUGUGGUAAUGCUGCAGUGACCUUAUUUGUGUUGACUACACAGGUAAGGUCACUUGUUACAGAAGAAAUGGAAUUGUCUGUAUAGGUGAGAGGAGUGUAGAGAGAGAGAGAGAGAGAGAGAGAGAGAGAGAGAGAGAGAGAGAGAGAGAGAAAUAUAUAUCUAUUGUCCUCCAGUAACUCAGGGACAUGUCUCCUUCCUCUCCUUGGUCCACCACCAGUACUACAGCUGACACAUCCCCUUCCUCUACUCCUUGGUCCACCACCAGUACUACAGCUGACACGUCCCCUUCCUCCAGUCCUUGGUCCACCACCAGCACUAUAGCUGACACGUCCCCUUCCUCUACUCCUUGGUCCACCACCAGUACUACAGCUGACACGUCCCCUUCCUCUACUCCUUGGUCCACCACCAGUACUACAGCUGACACGUCCCCUUCCUCUACUACAGUACUACAGCUGACACAUCCCCUUCCUCUACUACAGUACUACAGCUGCUACUACCACCACUACCACCAAAUGAACUACAAUUAUGUGAAAACCUGUUAUUUCAUUGUAAUUACUGUAUUAGUUAUCCCAGAGUAGAAAAUAAUUAUGGUUCUUUUAAAUAUUUAUCUGGUUUAGGAAGGUCACUGCAGCUCUGCCACAUUAAAAUAUUAGGGAAGAGUGCUUCAUUGGAGGUGAUUGCUCUGUAUAGUGAUGAAGUGAAUUAUUAAAGUGCUUUAAAUAUUA
Molecule: messenger RNA, 11950 nt
Organism: Scylla paramamosain (green mud crab)
Lineage: Eukaryota; Metazoa; Arthropoda; Malacostraca; Decapoda; Portunidae
Gene: c11.1
Product: maestro heat-like repeat-containing protein family member 1
Exons: 26
Coding region: 365-4894 (1509 amino acids)
Cellular component (GO): cytoplasm
Source: RefSeq, a predicted model, not a curated record